CUAUUCUCUCAUUUUUAUUUGAUAGCUCUCCAUUUAGCCACCAAGGGAAAAAACUCUUCAACAUGCAGUUAUUUACAUACAAAUCUAAUCUUUCACAUUUCAGUCAUUUCCCUUGAAGAUUUGGAGCAACAUGUAAUCUGGAUGAAAAGGGGACAGUUGUCUAUGUAUGGGAAGUGUGCUUGGACUGAGUGGCACAUCGACAAGACCGAGAGGCCGGACACACACGCAGAGGGACGGACGCAAGCUUUUUUUUCUUCCUGACGACGUCCUUCGACGCCAGCAGACUCCCUGCCAGACCCCCUGCGCCACGCAGACUUGAGCUGGAAACAGAAAAUGUUGGAGGAACUGAAGGACCAGUAACGACGGCUAGGCUUUGAAGAGAGAAGAUAACAGACGCGUCCCUCAUUCCCUCCCUCCCACCCUUCCUUCCCUCCCCACUCUUGGACCCCCACUUCCCUCUCUCCUCCGUUUUUAAAAGGCGUAUUUUAUGCUGCCAGAGAGAGCGGCACGACAGUGAGAGAGUGAGAGACGAUCCUAUCUGCCCCAAAGCCUUUCGCAAGGAUUCGCGAGGAAGCGCUAGCCGGGACUGAGCUGGACUGGACCGUGGCAUUCCUUGGAGGAGGAGGAGGGAGAGCCGUGGAUAUGGAGGACGGUGGGACACGGCACCUCGGCCAUGAGUGCAGGGUGGACAUGAUGGAAGAGGAGGGGGAGCCGCUGACCGGAGGAGAUGGACUGACCGGAGCUGGUGUCAUCCUGAUUCCCAAGCUGCCCCAUGUGGAGUUCAGCCUGGAGUGCAGGGAUCUGAUUGGCUCAGGCAGAGACAGGACGCCCAAUGCUCUAGUCCAGGUUGCUGUCAUCGACCCCCGGGAACAAUACCUGGUCUCCCAAGCCUGCACAGAGAUAGUAGAGGGUAGCAGAGACCCGUUGUUCCUGACAGGGGUGACAUUCCCUCCGGAGUACCCUGCCAGCCCAGAGACGCUAGUCAAGCUCACCGUCUACGAUGUGAGAGACAAGGCCCGCGACAAUAGCAGUUUCCUGGGCAGCGCUACGUUCUCCGUUAGCGACCUGCUGAGGUCAAAGGACGAUCAGCUGACCCUCAAUCUAAGGUCUUCUGAUGGUGUGUUGGCGGUGGGGACAGUGUUGGUGAGCCGUGUGAACAUGGGGGAGAUGGAGGAGGGGGACUUGGAUCACAUCACGGCCGACGUGCAGCAGGCCCAGAAGUGCACCUUAGUUUGUGAGUCAUCACAGGGAACCCAGAACGACAAAGAUAAUAGCCCCCUGACGGGUGCUGUCUUUAAGAACCCGGUUUGUAAGGUCUACAAGUUCCAGACGGUGGAUAGUAAAUGGAUGCUGGUGAGAGAACAGAUGGAGGAAUGUACUCUGUCCUUCAGCAUCCCCAGACAGCUCCUCCACCUCUACAUCCAGGAAGACAUGAGGAGGAUACAGGAGCUGAGGGACCUUGGGGAACUGUCUCCCCACUGGGACAACCUGAGGAAGGAGGUGAUUGGCCGUUAUGGACAGGUGAUAGCUGCCUACCAGGAGACCCUGGCUGAGCUGAAUAAGAUCACUGGUCCGUCGUUCAAGCCGAGCUGCAGCAAGGCCCAGAGGUAUCUAGAGUUCAUCCCUAUCAACCUGCACACCCAGAGGAUGAGGGUGACGUGUCCCAGACAAACAGAUGCAUUCUAUGACGUGAUCACGGUGGGGGCUCCAGCGGCCCACUUCCAGGGCUUUAAGGGCGGAGGGCUGCAGCGACUACUGAGCAGACAUGAGGCAGAGAAGAAGAGUUUCAGCACAGCAUACCAGUGCAUCUACUACUCCCCGGAGCACACAGCCAAAGCCCAGGAGGUGUUGCACAGUGUGGGCCAUCUCCAACCUCUCAUCUCGGGCCUGGCAGACCAGCUGCUUCAGGCCGCACAGCAGCACUCCAUGGCUGGGCUGAGGGAGGCACUCAAGACCCUGGCUGGAAAGACGGAGCAGUUUGUGCACGCGCUCAAAGACGAGCUGGUGAAGAGCGCCUUGCUGGCCCUCCACGCUGCACAGCCCGGCUAUGUUACAAAGAACCAGAACCAGACCCUGCCAGGCCACCAGGGUCACAGCCACCAGGACCACCCUAGUCCCAGCCAGAGGGGUCAACAAGGCCAGAGUCCACCCCAGAACCCAGGCCACAGUCCUGGGCAGCCAUCGGCUACAGACAGCCCUGUGGUGGUGUGUAAUAAUGUGGAUGGAGGCUCCCAGACGGCUCCCAUCAGAGAAGACGGGCAGGCUCCUCUGAAGCGCCAGGACUCCAUACCGUGCCAUAAGGAGUACGACGAGGAGGAAUGGGACAGGGUGUGGGCUGACGUGGCGAAGAGCCUCAACUGUGUCAUCGCCAUGGUGGACAAGCUCCAGGAGCAGGAACCAAUCAACAACAACCAGGAACAACCAAUCCAUAAGCAGGUCCUGGCUGACGUCAUCACCUCCCACAACCCCGAAGGGGAUUGGCGGGAGCAGCUCUGCCCUCUGGUGGUGAGGUUGAAGGAGUGCGUCGCGGAGGUGGUGGUGCGGGCCAGGAGGGCCAUGACCUUCGUCCUGCUGCAGGAGGCGGCCUGCAGCAUCCCCCAGGGACUGUUCCUCAAGCAGAGGAGGGAUGUGGUCUUCAGUCAGGCACUAGCUGCGUUGGCGUGUGGUUUCGUCAUGAGGCUGUACGCGGGGAUGGAGGAUAAGGGCUUCCUCAGGCAGCUCCACCUAGUGGGCCUGGUGGCACAGUUUGAAAGCCUGCUAAGCACCUACAGUGAGGAGAUUGGCAUGCUGGAGGACAUGGAGGUGGGCAUCUCAGACCUGCACCGGGUGGCCUUCAAGAUCACCCAGGCCAAGACAGACGACCCCUGUGACCUGCAACCUGUAGUCAUCGGCAGGCGCGACCAUUAUACUGUAGAAGUGCCAUUACCACGGCUGGCCUUCCAGACGUUACCCCAUGAGAUCAAAGAGGGCAAGGCGUUGCAGGUUUACCCGGUGCUCUUCAACGUGGGAAUCAACGAACAGCAGACAAUAGCAGACAGAUUCGGAGACAUCUCUUUGCAAGAGAGGAUAAACCAGAGGAACUUUGAGAUUUUAGACAGUUAUUACAAAUCACUAAGCGAUAAGGUGCCAUCAGAAUGUCUGCCAUGUUUUCAAACGCAGACGGACUUGAAAGAUUUACUCGGAACCCUGGGCCAGAAUGUAGUGACGAAGAAGAGGAAGAAUGUGGAGAUACUGUGGCUCGCUGGAACGAUCUGCCGACGGCUGAACGGGAUCAGGUUCACCAGCUGUAAAAGUGCCAAAGACAGGACGUCGAUGUCUGUAACCCUGGAGCAGUGUGCCCUGCUGAGAGACGAGCACCAGCUCAACAAGGAUUACUUCAUACGAGCCCUGGACUGCAUGCGGAGGGAGGGAUGUCGGAUUGAGAAUGUGCAAAAGAAUAUUAAAUGCCGGAAGUAUGCCUUCAACAUGCUGCAGCUGAUGGCAUUCCCCAAGAUCUACCGGCCGCCGGAGGGGACCUAUGGGAAGGUUGACUCCUGAACCCAACCUAUAUGUAGGAAGUAAGAUGGCUACGUCCUGAUUCUCCACCCUCCACAGGGAGUGUGCAUGUGCACACUUUGGGAGAAGUGUAGGGAAACAGGACACAGCCGGUGUAAAAAACAAACCAUAUGAUUCCUGACGCAAUCUAAUCCAAGCAGUAAAUAUAGUAGCAAUAGAAAUAGUCUAUAGCCAUGCGCUGCAGGUCCAGAUGUAAAAAAUAAAUGAAAGGUUGUAGGUGUUUCUGACAUUGGCCAUGUUAUGUAACGUUGCUGGGACACACUGUUUUGUCUGAGUUAAGUUUGUCCGUAUUUCUUGUUCAGGCGUUCCUUUGUCAUUUUCUUCUUUGCUGAGUCAUCGUUUGUAAUAUCUGCGAAGCGUGUUGCUUGCCAAUUGAGCAUACUUUCUCAUGCUCCGUUUCUGAAAUGCCUUAAAGUCAACACAGUAACUCAUUUGCAUCAGACGUGGCUUGAAGGAAGCCUUGAGAGGUUCUAUAAGUUCGAGAAAAAGCUGAACAGACUUUCAAGUUUAGCUUGUUGUUCAUGUUCCCUCAGCCUUCUACAUAAGAGACCUGUCUGUCCCUUAAGGAGCCUGAGAGAGCUUUACUGUAAAUAUAAUUUAAUUCCAUGAAUAUGUUCUCCUCUUAUUCUCAAUCAUGGUUGCUUUUACGACCACCUCAUAUUUUUUUGUACAAUUCAAUCGUAAUGUGUCUCACAAAAUGUGUUGAAUUACUGCCAUAUCUAUCACAUGCUGUAUAUAACUUUACUUUUGUUUAAAAAUAUUGUUUUCCUUUAUUUUCCCUCCACAAUCAGUCACUUGAAAACCAAACCAUAACCCCUUUGUAUCAUAUUUAUUUUUAUAUCCUUUUUAAUCCGUUUUUAUGCUUUAUUCAGGGUCAUUGUCUUGGAUUCAAAAGCAUCCAAAGCUCUUCCUGUAUGUAAAAUAUCUUUGUUUGCGCUUUGCAAUGUGUUGCAUUCCUGUUUAUUUAAUUAAAAUACAUUUGAUUCAA
Oncorhynchus nerka (sockeye salmon) is the source of this 4543-nucleotide messenger RNA. Its product is annotated as type II inositol 3,4-bisphosphate 4-phosphatase-like. The coding region runs from base 643 to 3537 and encodes 964 amino acids. The record is from RefSeq and is a predicted model, not a curated record. Gene Ontology annotation, molecular function: phosphatidylinositol-3,4-bisphosphate 4-phosphatase activity. The transcript has 26 exons. Lineage: Eukaryota; Metazoa; Chordata; Actinopteri; Salmoniformes; Salmonidae. Gene Ontology annotation, cellular component: cytoplasm.